ACGCGGUGCUGUAACAAAUUCCUAUGUACAGAUUAUGUCUACACAACUUCAUAUCGCAUUCCAAACACUUUGAAUUAUCGUUAAUGAUCAACAUAUGAGUGUCUGCCUAUGUACAGGCUCUAUAGUGCUGUGUUCACCUCUCACCAAAUUUAUAGUGCGUGUCCUCUGUGUUCAUACUACUAGUAUGCAUCUUGCGCAUCAGUCCUAUAUUGUUGCAUUACCUCUAAUUCAUUCAUCUAUGUUGGUCUUCAGACGCAGUGUCAAAUGUUGUCUCACUGUGUCAAGCCUCGACCUCACCCUUCCAAGUUCGAUCCACUCUCUAUACCCUGCACCACCACAUCAAGCCCCAACCAUGGCAUGUCAGAAGCCUCGUUUAGGCUGCGUCAAGCACCACUCACACCACGACAAGUUCUCCCAAAUAUCUUCGCAGUCUCUGUACUAAUAUCAACAUCCACACUCUAUGCCGCGUUUAGGC
Messenger RNA from Suillus plorans, 475 nucleotides. RefSeq lists its product as uncharacterized. Lineage: Eukaryota; Fungi; Basidiomycota; Agaricomycetes; Boletales; Suillaceae. The annotation marks the transcript as partial. The transcript has a single exon. The record is from RefSeq and is a predicted model, not a curated record.